Messenger RNA from Aspergillus chevalieri, 1101 nucleotides. RefSeq names its product Rab geranylgeranyltransferase BET4. Gene Ontology annotation, cellular component: Rab-protein geranylgeranyltransferase complex; cytoplasm. The transcript has 4 exons. The coding region runs from base 1 to 1101 and encodes 366 amino acids. Gene Ontology annotation, biological process: protein geranylgeranylation. Gene Ontology annotation, molecular function: Rab geranylgeranyltransferase activity. NCBI's taxonomy places the organism in Eukaryota, Fungi, Ascomycota, Eurotiomycetes, Eurotiales, Aspergillaceae. The record is from RefSeq and is a predicted model, not a curated record.
AUGACUAGUCAUGGUAUUCCCCGCCAACGCUCCGUAGAAGAGCGAUCCCAAGAAGCCCGUCAGCAAGAGAUUUGCAAGAUCGAAAAAUAUCAGGAGCUGGACCGGUUAGUCCAUGAAAAGAUUGAUCAGCACCAGUAUACACCAGAAACCCUUCAAAACAUCUCCGAAUUGCUGAGCAGCAACCCUGAGUAUUAUAGCGUAUGGAACUAUCGACGCCAAGUUCUGCGACAUGAAUUCUCGCAAGCAGCAUCACCUGGCUCAGAAAACGCUGGCGUUGAUCGAAUAGCGGAUCUCAUUAAGAGCGAUUUGCUGUUUCUGAUCCCCCUUCUUCGCAGUUUUCCCAAGUGUUAUUGGAUCUGGAACUAUCGUUUAUGGCUACUGGAUGAAGCCAAGCGUCUUCUCCCUCUCCCGCUCGCACGGAGGUUAUGGCAAGAAGAGUUGGCGCUUGUUGGUAAGAUGCUGAACCUAGACAGCAGAAAUUUUCACGGUUGGGGGUAUAGGCGCUUCGUGGUCGAAACAUUGGAGACGCUGCCCUCAGAUGGAACGACAAAGAAGACCAUGGUGUCAGAGGAAUUUGAAUACGCAAAGAAGAUGAUAAGUACUAAUCUCUCUAACUUUUCGGCAUGGCACUAUCGGACGAAGCUGAUCCAACGGCUUCUGAAUGAGAACUCUGCCAAUGAAGAGGAGCGGAAAAAGAUGCUCAACGAUGAGUUGGACCUAAUUCAUCGCGCUUUAUGCGACCCAUACGACCAGUCUCUUUGGUUCUAUCACCAGAACCUAAUGUGUACUUUUGAUCCGUCGCUAGCGGGAUCGACCAUGGCGCCCAACUUAAGCAACUCGGAGCGACUAGAAUAUGUGCAGCGGGAGAUCGACGAAAUCCAAGAGCUGUCAGACGGAGCGGAGGACUGCAAAUACAUUUACCAGGCGUUGAUUGAUUGUACCCUACUGGUAUGCAAGAUCCAAGGGACUUUGCCUAGUGGAGAGCAAAAGAAGGAUAUUCUGAGCUGGCUCUCGGAACUGAAAAAGUUGGAUCCACUACGGCAAGGACGAUGGCUGGAUUUCGAAAAGUCACUGGAGGAAGAGACCAGCAAAGGCACUUAA